AUGAUGGCGAAGUCAUCAGCGAUCCAAGAAACUGUUUACCUGGUGGAGCAGUAUGAAAAUCAACCUACUUACGAGAUCAAGGGGGUUGACAAAGCGGUGGAUCUGGUGGCCGGCCGUGAUACCGAGCCUCUGGAUCCUGCUGAGGCGAAGAGAAUCCGGAACAAGAUUGAUCGAGUUGUUCUGCCAUUGCUCUUCUCGGUGUAUAUUCUGCAGUUCCUGGACAAAUCGACCAUAGGCGCUUCCUCCGUCUUGGGACUUAUCAGCGACAACAAGCUCACGGCUGACGAGUUCAACACACUCGGAUCUGCAUUCUACAUAGGAAUAUCCCUGAUUAUUGGUGUGCUGUUCUGGUGGCUGUUCCCGGACAGCCCCAUGAAAGCGCGAUUUCUCACUACUGAUGAGAAGAUCAAGGUGAUACAGCGCAUCCGGUCAAACCAGAGUGGAAUCGAGACGAAGGUUUGGAAGCGCGAACAAUUCGUCGAGGCAGUAAGAGACCCCAAGACGUGGCUCUUUUUCUUUCUUGCUGCGAUCUCGUAA
This is a messenger RNA of Diaporthe batatas, 537 nucleotides long. RefSeq lists its product as uncharacterized. Bases 1 to 537 code for a protein of 178 amino acids. NCBI's taxonomy places the organism in Eukaryota, Fungi, Ascomycota, Sordariomycetes, Diaporthales, Diaporthaceae. The transcript is spliced from 5 exons. Gene Ontology annotation, molecular function: transmembrane transporter activity. Gene Ontology annotation, cellular component: membrane. The record is from RefSeq and is a predicted model, not a curated record.